Molecule: messenger RNA, 1280 nt
Organism: Bursaphelenchus okinawaensis
Lineage: Eukaryota; Metazoa; Nematoda; Chromadorea; Rhabditida; Aphelenchoididae
Source: the annotation of a GenBank genome assembly
AUGGUAAUUAAAAAGCCGGUAAUAACCGUAUACGAAAGUGAUCCUAUUACGGUGGAGAAAGAAGUAGUAGAGAAGAGGUUUGUGAGUAAUGUAGCAAAUGAUUCUCCUCGCAUGAAUCUGUCGCCAGACGACUCUGUCCAGAAUAUUGAUACUAACUUCUCCGACUUUGUGGAGAAGUUCAAUAGAGUAAUGUUGCACGAAAGUGGUAAGUAAAUCUAUUUUAUCUUAAUAGCUGAUAACAUUUAAAGACUGUUUUAAAAUAAGUUUUUAGAGAAAGGGUAUCAGUCUUAUCCCUCUGACAGUAUUCUGACAUCUAAGCCAGCAUCACAAAGAUUGUCCGAGCUUGAAGAAGAGGUAUUAGAGCUGGAAAAGGAGUUGGAAACUGUAAGUAUUUUAAAAUUACUGUAAGAAGGUUUAAUCAGUAAAGUGUCGGUCAUGAUAAACGUAUGCUAAAUACUACAACUUUAGAAUUCGGAUUUUGAAAUUACAAGUGAGCAUCUAAACUCACUAAAGAAACUCGUAGAAAAUGCCAAGCUGAACAUGAACAAGACGGUAACGGCAUAUGAAUCAGAAGCGAAACAAAGGUUAGUUGUCUCGUAUGUUGUGAGUUAUUUUAGAUUUAUGUUUUAAAUUGUUGAUUUUAUUACUGUAGUUCUUUCAGGAAACAACUUCCUGAAGAGACCGUUGGGCCAUCAGACAUCGCUUUACUUUCUGAACGUGUUUCUCGCAUCAUAACCAGAUUAGGAGCUGAUACAAACAAUUCUAAUGCUUUUCUAAGACCGUUGUCGCUAAUGGUCGAAGAACUGCUGGUACGUCUGGAGAGCUUCACAACUCAGAGUAAAGCUGAGAUCAACACUGAACUGACGGCUACUUUGACGCAACUUCAAGAGUUCAACAAGAAUUCUGCGAACGAAAGUCAUCAGAAGGUAAACGAGCUGCACGAUAUUCUACAGAAAUGGAAUACGGAGUGCCAGGUACUUCCUCAGCUGCUAAAACACCUGCGACGAUGUGCAAAGUUGUCAGAGCAUGGUAAGUAAAUGUGAAAAGUGAAAUAGACUAUUGUUGUAUCGAAAGGUUAAUUGACUAUAAUUUUUGUAAGAAUUGCAAGGUUGUAGUGUAAGGUACUAAUGUGUAUCAUUCUAGCUGAAGAUAUGCUGAGAAACGCCGAGAAUCUGAGUCAGACCUUCGAGGAAUCACAGAAACUCUUACAAAAUCUGUCAGCAUCAAAUUCGUUCCAGAAUACCGUAACAGAAUUAGAGAAAAUUCAAAAAAUGCUUUAA